GACUUUUAUAAACAAUGAACAUAACCUAAUAUCACCUCGUAAUUUGUUAUCUAACGAUAAAAUGUAUUUAUUACAAUAAGAAAGUACCUUAAAAACGCAUAACACAAGUGCAAUUCUUUUAAAGGCUUGUCUUGUAAUAAAGAAGAUACGUUUGUUAAAUGAGCAACAUACAGGAACAACGACCUGAAUGGUUUUUUUGUUUUCUUGUAUAAUGAAAUAAUAAACAAUUUUAUUAUCAUUUCUAAUGGCAUCAAAUAACAUUAAAUCGCUCUUAAAAGAUGCUCGUGAAGCCCUUAAGAACAAAGAUUAUCAGACAUCGUUAAAACUUUGCAAGACCAUUUUAAAGCAAGAUAAAGAAAACUAUAUGGGAUUGGUUUUUUUGGGAAUAUCAUUGCAAGAAGUAGGACCUACUGACCAAGCAAAAAAAGCUUUUCUUAAAGCUAUAAAUGUAAACUCUGAAAAUGUCCUAGCAUGGAAUGGAUUGCUGAAUUAUUAUGAUCAAUUUGAAAAUGAAAUUGACACAGCACACUUGAUUGAAGUUUACUUAAAGAUUUUAGAUUUAGAAACGAAUGAUAAAAAGCUGAAAGAAAUAUAUGAAAAAAUAGAAGCAAUAAAAUUCAUACCAGAAAAUCUGUUCCCUUCUGUUGUGAACCAUAUGUACAAAGCAGCAAAAUCCCUGAAAGAGCGAAACUGUAUAUCAGAAGGGCCAUGGUCUGCUAUUGUUGCUGUUAUCUGGAACAAAAAAGACAAAACUGAAUUAUCUGAAGAAAUAUGGCAAAUGCUUGAAGAAGCACUUUCUGAAUUAGUUCAUACUUCAAAGUGGAUGAGCAGUGAUAAUUACUCCAAAUACUUAAAAGUUUUGCAUGAAAGAAAAAAAUAUGUACUUUUACUUGAAGAAUGUCAAAGAAUGCAUUCCAUUUUUGAAGAAAGCACUAUUCCAUUAGAAUGGGUUUGUAAACUAUAUAAUCAACUAGAAGUGGAAAAGGAUAAUUUAAGUGCAGUUUUUGAACCAACAGCUAAAGAGUAUUACGAAAUACUAGAAAAAAUUAAUCCAAAAUCUGCCACAGUUUUGUUUACAAACAGUUUGAUUCAUUAUAAGAAUGGUAACAUACUUCUAGCAAGAGAUGUUCUGAAAGAAGUCACAUCCUUGCACCCGAAAUUUCUGCAUGGGUGGAUGUUAUUAACGUCUUGCUAUUUGAAAUUAAAAAAUUUCGAAGAAGCUUUAAAAUCGUCAGAACACACUCAAAAACUACUCAAAGAAACAAAUAAUACUAGUACAUUUUUAUGCAAUACUGUGCUAGAUUUAGAGCUGCAAAUAUUAUCAAUGCAUUCGAUGCAGGAAUGCUGGGAGAAAUGCAUCGAAAAAUGUAAAGAGAUUGCGAACGGUGAUAAAAAUCGAAAAUUAUGCAUGGCGAGAAGCUAUAUGAAUUUAGGAAAAUUAAUCGAAGCAAAAACCAUACUCAAUGAAAUAAAUGGAGAUGAAAAUGAUGUGUCUGUAUCUGUAUUGAAAGCAAAUCUUCUAGAAAAAGAAGGAAAAACUGAAGACGCUAUAAAAUUACUGACAAAACUGAGUGAAAAUAAUAACGAUUCAGAUGUUUGGUUCGAAGUUGGUCUCUUACACUGGAAAAUACAUGACUAUGAUAAAAGUGCGAUACCAUUUCUAAAGGCAGCGAAAUUGAACCCCAACAAUUAUUCAAUUUUUUUAUAUUUGGGGCAUUACUAUCAAAAGUAUAACAAUAUUGAAAAGGCAAAAAAGUGUUUCGAAAAAGCCUUUAAAAUUAAUAGCAAUUGUAUUGAAGCGGCUCUGGAAUUGGGAGAAAUAUACAGAAAACUUGAAGAUUGGGAUGCAAAUCUGACUCUUUUGCGAGAAUUGGCGGGCGGUUCAGUUAAUGAAUGGAACAACUGGGCUUGGGUUCAACUUGGCGUUUCUUAUUUAGAAAAGCAAGAUUUCAAUUGUGCCAUAGACACAUGGAGAUAUCUGGUGAGAUGUAAGCCGCUAAACAGUCAUUUUUGGGAGGGCUUAGCCGAUUCUUAUUUAGCAAGAGGAUCUUACACAUCUGCUUUGAAAUGUUAUCAAAAAGCAGCUGAAAUAACUCCCAAUGCGUUGUAUCCUCUAUUACAAAUAGCCACCGUUAAAAGGAUUUUGGGCCAAUAUGCAGAAGCCAGGGCUGAUUUUGAAGCCUUACUUUCUACCAAUCAGAAAUACGUUCCUGCGCUUAAGGGUUUAGCAGAAACUUGCUUAAACCAGGCAAAAUUGUAUAAUAAAAACCAACUUUUGGGUUUAACAAGAGAUUGCUGCCAAUGCGCAUUGGAAAACCUGCUAACUGCUAUUAAAGAAAGGAACAAUUUUUCGUGUUUGUGGAAAUUAGCAGCAGACGGUUGUUAUUUAGUAGCCCAGCUACCUGAAAAAUAUUGUUGUUUGUUAAUACCAGCAUCUCUCGUCGAUGAAAGUGACGACGGGGGCAGCAAAAUUAUGGAAAUGGAUGAUCUAUUUUUAAUGGCAACAAGAUAUUAUAGUAAAUCAAUAUUAUUGUCUAAAAGCAAUAUAUUGAUUUGGCACGACUUGGCAAGUUGUUACUUAUCUUAUGCAAAGAGCGUAACUGAUCCACGGAAAGCGAAAACUUUGUACGAUAAAGCCUUGAUGGCUGCACAAUAUUGUACCAAAGAAAAUCCUUCCCAUUGGGAACAUUGGAAUCUUUUAGGAAAUAUAGCAAUUUCGAAAGACCCAAGUGAUUAUGCGUUAGCACAACAUGCAUUUAUAAAAGCAAUCACAGUUGAACAUAACAGUGCCGAAGCUUGGACAAAUUUGGGCAGUUUAUACCUCAAGUUGGACGAGUUUAAACUAGCUAAUGCAGCUUUCGCAAGGGCCCAACGUGCUGAUCCGACGUAUGUGAACAGCUGGGUAGGACAAGCUAUUAUAGCAGAAACAAUGGGCGCAGAAGAAGCAAUGGACCUGUUUCGUCAUAGUACUCAAUUGGGGAUGCAAAUGCAAGGUGCUCUGGGUUAUGGUCAGUGGGUCUGUCAGACUCUUAUAGAUUCACCACCUCACACCUUUAUUUACGCAAUCCAUAAAAUGCACGCCGUUCCCGUAGCGUGUGAUGCCUUGACGUGGUAUAUUGAACGAAAUCCAUACGAUAGUUGUGCGUGGAAUAUGUUGGGAAUUUUAAGAGAACGCCUCGGCAUGAAGGCCACAACGUUGGAAGCUUUUACAAACGCGUAUAAAAAGUGUAUUGAAAUAUACAGAGACAAAGCCAAAAUAAACAUGGGAAGAAUCAAUUUUCGAUUGGGCAAAUACAAGGAAGCGAUCGAUUUCUAUCAAAGCGUCAAGGAAGCCAAUUUUAAAUCCGGAAGUGGAUUAGCAUUAGCACGAUUUAAAGCUAAACAGUACGAAGAAUCUUACGAAGAGUACGAAGCAGCAUUGCAUUGGUUAACCGAUGAGCAAUCGCAUCAAUCCGAUCUUCUGGUUGCUCUCGCCUCGAUGGCGUAUACAUUUCAAGGACCAGAUGCUGCAAAAACCCUUCUUUUUCAAAGUGUAAAAUGUAACCCUCCAUCCCCUUUUGCAUACUACGCCAUUUUGGCUCUGGGGUUAUUAAAUGACGAUUUCAAAUUGGCUGAAGCAGCGGUAAAAGAAAUGACCACUUUGAAAGAUAGAAAAGAAUGCUUGUCACACACAUCCACUUUACUGUCUCACUUUUAUUUUAAAAAGAAUGAAAUUAGUAAAGGUAUUCGGGAACUUAGUAAACUUAUCCAUCGUCAUCCUGAUCAGGCAUCCUUGUGGUUAUCAUUUGCUAUUUUAUUUGCAAGAUGCAAAAGUGGAAAGAAAUGCAUAACGCUGGCGGCAUCGCAUUGUGCCAAAAUUGCAGUGAAACUGCGUGAAACUAAUAUGGACAUCAAAUUGGCUUUAUGUAUUAUAUCACUUCUCUGUUCAAUUGCCGGUGAUGAGAAACAAGCACUGAAAGCGGCGCAGAAAGCUGUUCACUGUUAUCCGAAUUUAUCUGAAUGCUGGUGCGUUUUAAUAUUCACCUUGUUAUCUAAUCAACAAACAACUAAAAAUCAUAAAUUCUGGUUGAAAAAUGCACUACGAUCUGCGAAAGAUCUAGACGGUACUUCGACUGCAACGAAAGAGUGGUUGAAAAUUCAAGAAAAAAUUGUGGAUGACUUAUAAUAAUUUUAAUAUUUUGUACGUGUCUGAUAAAUAAAACUUUUUUC
Messenger RNA from Agrilus planipennis (emerald ash borer), 4209 nucleotides. Its product is annotated as tetratricopeptide repeat protein 37. The transcript has 19 exons. Lineage: Eukaryota; Metazoa; Arthropoda; Insecta; Coleoptera; Buprestidae. Gene Ontology annotation, cellular component: Ski complex. The record is from RefSeq and is a predicted model, not a curated record. Bases 245 to 4165 code for a protein of 1306 amino acids. Gene Ontology annotation, molecular function: protein binding.